This is a messenger RNA of Hevea brasiliensis (rubber tree), 1123 nucleotides long. Its product is annotated as 36.4 kDa proline-rich protein. The coding region runs from base 83 to 892 and encodes 269 amino acids. NCBI's taxonomy places the organism in Eukaryota, Viridiplantae, Streptophyta, Magnoliopsida, Malpighiales, Euphorbiaceae. The record is from RefSeq and is a predicted model, not a curated record. The transcript has 2 exons.
ACAAACUACUCUAUUAUCAUUCGCUUCUUCUUCUUCUUCUUCUUCUUCUUCUUCUUGUUUCAACAAAAAGCAAGAAGAAGGAAUGGACUCCACCAAGAUCUCAGCUUUCCUCCUCAUUUGCAUGUUCUUCAUUUCCUCCACCACUCCAAUUCUUGGCUAUUGUUCUUGCGACAACCACAAGCCACCAAAGCACAAGGGCCACAAGGGAAAAUUUCCUCACCCUCCCAUUACUAUUCCUCCCAAAGUUAAGCCUCCAAUCAAGUUGCCACCAGUCAUCCCUCCUAUUGUGAAGCCGCCGGUGACAGUUCCUCCUAUUGUGAAGCCACCAGUGACUCUCCCUCCUGUGACAUUUCCUCCCAUUGUGAAGCCACCAGUGACUCUCCCUCCAGUGACAGUUCCUCCCAUUAAGCCACCAGUGACUCUCCCUCCGGUUACAGUUCCUCCCAUUGUGAAUCCACCGGUGACUCUCCCUCUCCCUCCAGUGACAGUUCCUCCCAUUGUGAAGCCACCGGUGACUCUCCCUCUCCCUCCAGUGACAGUUCCUCCAAUCACAGUUCCUCCGGUCACAAUUCCUCCAGUGAUUACAAAGCCACCAAAGGGACAUACUCCAUGUCUCUCACCACCAGCUAAGGCUACAUGCCCAAUUGAUACUCUGAAACUGGGUGCCUGUGUGGAUCUUCUUGGAGGGCUGGUGCACAUUGGUGUCGGUGACCCAGUUGUGAACAAGUGUUGCCCAGUUCUCGCUGGACUUGUAGAGCUUGAAGCUGCAGUCUGCUUGUGCACCACUCUCAAGCUCAAGCUUCUCAACCUUAACAUCUAUGUCCCUCUUGCUCUCCAACUCCUUGUUACCUGUGGGAAGACACCUCCUCCUGGUUACACCUGCUCUCUUUAGGCGACCCAAGUCGCCAGAAACAUAGAUGGACGACAUGAGAGGAUGUCGAGCCUCUCCUUUUGUUUGUUCUUUCUCUUUCUCUCCUUAAUUCUCCUUUGUUUUCUUGAUUGGUAUUGAUGAAGAUGAAGGUUUGGAUUAUUAAUUUGUACAUCAUUUAAUUUUUAUAAAAUUGUUGCGUGCAUCUGUCGUUUGUCUUAGACCAGAAAGCAAUCAAGAGAAUUCUCUCUAUCA